Piliocolobus tephrosceles (Ugandan red Colobus) is the source of this 753-nucleotide messenger RNA. It is a transcript of the gene NPPA, whose product is annotated as natriuretic peptide A. Gene Ontology annotation, cellular component: cytoplasm; extracellular region. The record is from RefSeq and is a predicted model, not a curated record. The transcript has 3 exons. NCBI's taxonomy places the organism in Eukaryota, Metazoa, Chordata, Mammalia, Primates, Cercopithecidae. Gene Ontology annotation, biological process: neuropeptide signaling pathway; negative regulation of systemic arterial blood pressure; receptor guanylyl cyclase signaling pathway. Gene Ontology annotation, molecular function: hormone receptor binding; hormone activity. The coding region runs from base 1 to 462 and encodes 153 amino acids.
AUGAGCUCCUUCUCCACCAUCAGCGUGACCUUCCUCCUUUUUCUGGCAUUCCAGCUCCCAGGUCAGACCAGAGCUAAUCCCAUGUACAAUGCCGUGUCCAACGCAGACCUGAUGGAUUUCAAGAAUUUGCUGGACCAUUUGGAAGAAAAGAUGCCUUUAGAAGAUGAGGUUGUGCCCCCACAAGUGCUCAGUGAGCAGAAUGAAGAAGCGGGGGCUGCUCUCAGCCCCCUCCCUGAGGUGCCUCCCUGGACUGGGAACGUCAGCCCAGCCCAGAGAGAUGGGGGUGCCCUCGGGCAGGGCCCCUGGGACUCCUUCGAUCGAUCUGCCCUCUUAAAAAGCAAGCUGAGGGCGCUGCUCUCUGCCCCUCGGAGCCUGCGGAGAUCCAGUUGUUUCGGGGGCAGGAUGGACAGGAUUGGAGCCCAGAGCGGACUGGGCUGUAACAGCUUCCGGUACCGAAGAUAACAGCCAGGGAGCACAAGGAGGGCUGGGCCUUGGGACAGACGGCAAGAGGUUCCUGCCCGCUGGGGUCUCUCCUGCAUUCGUGUCAUCUCGUUGUCAUGGAGUUGUGAUCAUCCCAUCCAGGCUGCAGCUUCCUGUCAACACUUCUCACAUCUUACGCUAACUGUAGAUAAAGUGGUUUGAUGGUGGCUUCCUCGCCUCUCCCACCCCAUGCAUUAAAUUUUAAGGUAGAACCUCACCUGUUACUGAAAGUGGUUUGAAAGCGAAUAAACUUCAGCACCAUGGACAGAAGAC